CCCGGCGCCCCGGCCCUCCCGCCCGCGCUUCAUGGCUGCUCAGGAAUGGGACUGGUUCCAACGCGAGGAGCUCAUCGGACAGAUCAGCGACAUCCGAGUCCAGAACCUACAAGUUGAGAGGGAAAAUGUGCAGAAGAGGACCUUUACUCGAUGGAUAAAUCUACACCUAGAGAAGUGCAGCCCGCCUCUAGAAGUUAAAGAUUUAUUCGUUGACAUACAAGAUGGCAAAAUCCUUAUGGCUCUGUUAGAAGUCCUGUCUGGGCGAAAUCUGCUCCACGAGUACAAGUCCUCAUCCCACCGCAUCUUUCAGUUGAACAACAUAGCGAAAGCACUUAAGUUUUUGGAGGACAGCAAUGUAAAGCUAGUUAGCAUUGACGCGGCAGAAAUAGCAGAUGGCAACCCCUCUUUGGUCCUUGGGCUGAUAUGGAACAUAAUUCUCUUCUUCCAGAUUAAGGAGCUCACGGGCAACCUCAGCAGGAAUUCCCCAUCUUCCAGCCUGUCGCCUGGCUCGGGGGGCACGGACUCAGACUCUUCCUUCCCACCCACGCCCACCGCAGAGAGGAGCGUGGCGCUAUCGGUGAAAGACCAGAGGAAGGCCAUCAGGACCCUGCUGGCGUGGGUGCAGAGGAAAACGAGGAAGUAUGGCGUGGCAGUGCAGGACUUUGCGGGCAGCUGGAAGAGUGGGCUGGCUUUCCUGGCUGUGAUCAAGGCCAUCGACCCCAGCCUGGUGGACAUGAAGCAGGCCCUGGAGGACUCGAUGCGGGAGAAUCUAGAGAAGGCUUUCAGCAUCGCGCAUGACGCCCUUCACAUCCCCAGGCUCCUGGAGCCAGAAGACAUCAUGGUUGACACUCCAGAUGAGCAGUCUAUCGUGACGUACGUGGCACAGUUUCUAGAACAUUUUCCGGAGCUGGAAGCCGAAGAUUUUGUGGAUUUGGAGAGAGAAGCCCCCAUUGAAUCCACCUUUGUCCGCAUUAAAGAAACACCUUCUGAGAGGGAGAGCACAGUGUUGUUUCUGACCGAAGACGGGGAGCGCGCCUACUCUGUUAACCAUGAAACCAGCCACCCACCGCCCUCCAAAGUCUUUGUCUGCGACCAGCCCGAGAGUGUGAAGGAAUCCCACCCGGGUGGCGUUUCCAGCCAGGCGCUGUCGGACACUGCCACCGAGGUCAUACACCAGGUCAUAGACCAGGUCCUCCAAGACAUCCCAAGUAAGGCCAGCAGCAAUGGCGAGCCGUCUGCAGAAUCUUCCAUCUUAUCCAGAAAGGACAACCGGGAUCCCAGCUCUCUGCCAAUCAAGAAAACUGUGCACUUUGAGGCCGACACCUACCACGAUGCUUCCUGCAGUAAGGACACUUUCCACAGUCAAGACUUUGUCUUUGAAGGGAGCCCAAGAGGGACAAAGGCGUUGUCGAAGCAGGAUGGAUAUGUCUUGGAGGUUGCCGAGGACAAGCUGAAACCGGACGUUCCCAAGAUCCUGGAAGUAGCUUCUGACGAGGCCCUAGGUGAAGUUUCCUUGGUGGACAGUAAGAUCAGUGAUUCUCAGACUUCCCAGAGCUCUCCCUCCUGGAACGGGGCAUCGGAGAGGGCAGCCAGCCCUGGGGAAGGAAGUCGUCCCCAUUCGCCCUGUGGGGAGGAUACUGUUGUGGCCGAAUCCUUGGAGAUCAAGGUUGAGCUGCAGACUGCAGAAGCUAUGGAUAAAGAUGACUAUUUUGAAGGCAUACCAUUAAAAGCCUCUAAAUUUAAUAGCGACCUAGCUGAUUUUGCCUCGACCAGCCAGGCUUUCGAUGAGGAGCCCUCGCGCCCUGAGAAAACGCCUGGCGAGGGUGAGGCAGCGGAGGAGCUCGCUGAGACACUGGGUAGGAGGAGGAGCAAACCUGCCCAAGAACAGGAGGGUUCAGAUGGGCCCCCAGGGAAGCCUGGCAAGCAGGACCCUCACAAGGGCCCUGGGCAAGAAGACCAAGACUAUUUUGUGGCCCCCGAAGUGGCACCAGUGGAUAAAAAGCCAGAGGUGCACGAAAAGGCGAAAUUCAAGUCCUCGCAUCGCCGCCGUGGGGAGGAAGAAGGGGAGGCGGAAGGCCCCCUGGAGCUCGGCAGAGAACUGCCUACCAACCCGCCCAGCAGCCGCAUCAGCCUGGACACCCUCGGGAGUCACAGCGACGAAGGCCUGGAUUUCAAACCCUCCCCGCCCCUCUCCAAGAUUUCCGUCAUCCCCCAUGACCUGUUCUACUACCCGCAUUACGAGGUUCCGCUGGCUGCAGUUUUGGAGGCUUAUGCGGAAGGCAUAGAGGAUUUGAAGAGCGAAGAGAUGGACCUCGAAGAGCCAGAGGACUAUCUGUAUGACUUGGGGCCCCGGGAGGAGGAGGAGCCUGAGGCCUUGGAGAGCAGCUGCAGCUUCUCGGGGCAGGGCAAGGACCACCCCCCAUCCGCCCUCCAGGAGCCCGAUCUGGACAGGGGCGCGCAGGGUGCCAAACCCGCCUCAGAGCCCACGCCCCCACCUGCCCAUCAGGCCCACCAGCAAAGGGAGGCCGAGGACAGUGCCCCUGUGGAGAGUCAGCAGUCCCAGAAAUCCCCGGACUUGGAAACCUCAGCAAACCCUUUAGAAGAAAAGGUCACGGGAGAAGCCAUCAGCAGUAAAAAAAAGGAAAAAAAGAAACAUGUGGACCAUGUAGAAAGUUCAAUAUUUAUAGCACCUGGAACUGUUCGGUCCUCAGAUGACCUAGAAGAGGACAUUGGUGACUACAGAAUCCUUUCCAGGACUAGCCACAGUGACUCCAGUAUUUACAUUCGACGACAUAACAAUAGGUCUUUGGAAUCGGAUCAUGUUAGCUAUGUUCAGUUGAGGAAUGCCGCCGAUCAGGAUGACAGAAGAAAUCGAAUGUCAACCAGGUACAAUACUCAGAAGCUCACUGAGCUGAUCUUACAGUUUUAUGGCAUCAGAGCAAACAAGAAGAGGGAAGGCAGACUUGCCAGGAUGUCUAUGAAAGCUAACCACUCCGGAGAAGCCACGCUGCGGGAGAGCGCCAGCCCGCAGAGCGACGCGCUGACCCAGCUGGUCCAGCAGCCGGACAUGAUGUACUUCAUCCUCUUCCUCUGGCUCCUGGUCUACUGCCUGCUGCUCUUCCCACAGCUGGACGUCACCAGGCUCUGACGCGUGUGUCAGCGUAAUAAAGAGACAGGACCUUGCCGGGGUGCGAGAUCUUUCUACUUCAUUUUCUUUCGCGUUCUGGACAGGGCGCCUCUACAGACAGUUGAGGAUCUGCCCAGAAACGUGGACUCCUUGAUUUUCUUUGGUUUUUUUUUCCCUGUUUUUUUCCCCCUCGUGCGUCCUAAGCAUGCUUUCUCUCUGGCUGCGUACUCAACACUCAGGGGUGUGCCAGAUCCUUGGGUGGGCUUUGUUCCUGUGUGCCUUGCUUUGUCAGUUACUAGUGUGUAGCCAUAACCCGGCCUGAGCCCCUCCCACACCAGGUUCUUAAGGUCCUGGAUGGAUGUGAGUUACUUACCUCUCCGAUGAGGGUCCUCCCGAUGGAAAGAGGGUGGACAUCCCAGGGAGAGCCUCUGCUGGGAAGAAAACGGCCACGUUUUCCUCCAGGAGGGGGUGUGUGUGAGUGAAGGUGCCUGGCGUCCCUGCACCUGUGUACUCUGGUGAUGGGGGGACAUCCAAGAGACACAGCUGCCAGCUCCGGGAGAGCACCUGGGAAGGGCGGAGUCCAGGCAGGGAAGUGAGCGCUGUGUCAUGAGCUGCAGGGCACUCUUUAUCUCCCUAGGUUUUGGGGUUGUGAGCGGGGAAAGUGGGAUGCACUUUACAUUUACUUUUGCCGUGAUGGAAUUAAGGGAAACCUGGAUUUUCCAAUCUUUUCCACCAAUGCAAUCCUUCCAAAUGAAGCCUUGGGCGGGGUGUGGACAGCCCAGAGGACAGAUAAAAGUGGGGCUCUGGCUGACUCAG
Molecule: messenger RNA, 3943 nt
Organism: Pteronotus mesoamericanus
Lineage: Eukaryota; Metazoa; Chordata; Mammalia; Chiroptera; Mormoopidae
Gene: CLMN
Product: calmin
Exons: 14
Coding region: 32-3148 (1038 amino acids)
Biological process (GO): nuclear migration; negative regulation of cell population proliferation
Cellular component (GO): nuclear outer membrane; meiotic nuclear membrane microtubule tethering complex; cytoplasm
Molecular function (GO): actin filament binding
Source: RefSeq, a predicted model, not a curated record